GAGCGCGGCGAGGAGCGGCUGCGCUCGUGCCACCUCUGCAACGCGUCCGACCCCAAGAAGGCGCACCCACCCGCCUUCCUCACCGACCUCAACAACCCGCACAACCUGACGUGCUGGCAGUCCGAGAACUACCUGCAGUUCCCGCACAACGUCACGCUCACACUGUCCCUCGGCAAGAAGUUCGAAGUGACCUACGUGAGCCUGCAGUUCUGCUCGCCGCGGCCCGAGUCCAUGGCCAUCUACAAGUCCAUGGACUACGGGCGCACGUGGGUGCCCUUCCAGUUCUACUCCACGCAGUGCCGCAAGAUGUACAACCGGCCGCACCGCGCGCCCAUCACCAAGCAGAAUGAGCAGGAGGCCGUGUGCACCGACUCGCACACCGACAUGCGCCCGCUCUCGGGCGGCCUCAUCGCCUUCAGCACGCUGGACGGGCGGCCCUCGGCGCACGACUUCGACAACUCGCCCGUGCUGCAGGACUGGGUCACGGCCACCGACAUUCGCGUGGCCUUCAGCCGCCUGCACACGUUCGGCGAUGAGAACGAGGACGACUCGGAGCUGGCGCGCGACUCGUACUUCUACGCGGUGUCCGACUUGCAGGUGGGCGGCCGGUGCAAGUGCAACGGCCACGCGGCCCGCUGCGUGCGCGACCGCGACGAUAGCCUGGUGUGCGACUGCAGGCACAACACGGCCGGCCCGGAAUGCGACCGCUGUAAGCCCUUCCACUACGACCGGCCCUGGCAGCGCGCCACGGCCCGCGAAGCCAACGAGUGCGUGGCCUGCAACUGCAACCUGCAUGCCCGGCGCUGCCGCUUCAACAUGGAGCUCUACAAGCUUUCGGGGCGCAAGAGCGGAGGUGUCUGCCUCAACUGUCGCCACAACACCGCCGGCCGCCACUGCCACUACUGCAAGGAGGGCUACUACCGCGACAUGGGCAAGCCCAUCAGCCACCGGAAGGCCUGCAAAGCCUGUGAUUGCCACCCCGUGGGUGCCGCUGGCAAAACCUGCAACCAGACCACCGGCCAGUGUCCCUGUAAGGACGGCGUGACGGGUAUCACCUGCAACCGCUGCGCCAAAGGCUACCAGCAGAGCCGCUCACCCAUCGCCCCCUGCAUAAAGAUCCCCGUAGCGCCACCGACGACCGCAGCCAGCAGCGUGGAGGAGCCUGAAGACUGCGAUUCCUACUGCAAGGCCUCCAAGGGGAAGCUGAAGAUUAACAUGAAAAAGUACUGCAAGAAGGACUAUGCCGUCCAGAUUCACAUCCUGAAGGCGGACAAGGCGGGGGACUGGUGGAAGUUCACGGUGAACAUCAUCUCCGUGUACAAGCAGGGCACGAGCCGCAUCCGCCGCGGUGACCAGAGCCUGUGGAUCCGCUCGCGGGACAUCGCCUGCAAAUGUCCCAAAAUCAAGCCCCUCAAGAAGUAUCUGCUGCUGGGCAACGCUGAGGACUCUCCGGACCAGAGCGGCAUCGUGGCCGACAAAAGCAGCCUGGUGAUCCAGUGGCGGGACACGUGGGCGCGGCGGCUGCGCAAGUUCCAGCAGCGUGAGAAGAAGGGCAAGUGCAAGAAGGCCUAGCGCGGAGGCAGCAGGCGGGCGGG
Mandrillus leucophaeus (drill) is the source of this 1595-nucleotide messenger RNA. It is a transcript of the gene NTN1, whose product is annotated as netrin 1. The transcript is spliced from 6 exons. The coding region runs from base 232 to 1572 and encodes 446 amino acids. Gene Ontology annotation, molecular function: protein binding. The record is from RefSeq and is a predicted model, not a curated record. Lineage: Eukaryota; Metazoa; Chordata; Mammalia; Primates; Cercopithecidae.